Molecule: messenger RNA, 1791 nt
Organism: Lolium perenne
Lineage: Eukaryota; Viridiplantae; Streptophyta; Magnoliopsida; Poales; Poaceae
Product: UDP-glycosyltransferase 72B1
Molecular function (GO): UDP-glycosyltransferase activity
Source: RefSeq, a predicted model, not a curated record
CACACCCUCACUACACAACAGAAGCAACCAACCAAACCUCCACACAAUUCCAACCAAAUCACCACACGGCACACGCACCCGCACCACGGAAAUCGGCCCCGACUCACUCAGUCUCAGGGUAGAAACCAUGGUGGAGGCCAACGGCGUCUGCGUCGGCACGGCGGAGUCUCGCCGCCCACCGCACGUCGCCAUGCUUGUGACGCCCGGGAUGGGCCACCUGAUCCCGCUGGCCGAGCUGGCGAAGCGCCUGGCCGCGCGGCACGGCGUCACGGCCACGCUCAUCACCUUCGCCUCCACGGCGUCCGCCACGCAGCGCGCCUUCCUCGCCUCCCUCCCGCCCACCAUCUCCGCGCUGUCCCUCCCGCCCGUCGACCUCUCCGACCUCGCCCCCGACGACGCCAUCGAGACGCUCAUGUCCGAGGAGUGCGUCCGCCUGGUGCCGGCGCUGACGGCGGUCCUGUCGGAGCUCAGGGAGACCACGCGCCUGGUCGCCUUCGUCGCCGACCUCUUCGGCGCGGACUCCUUCGACGCCGCCGUGGCCGCCGGGGUGCCCAGGAGGUACCUCUUCUUCCCGACCAACCUCCUCGGCCUCACGCUUAUCAUGCACCUCCCGGAGCUCGACGCCACCGUGCCCGGCGAGUUCCGGGACCUCGCCGAGCCCAUCAGGCUCCCCGGCUGCGUGCCCAUCCCGGGGAAGGACAUCCUCGCGCCGCUCCAGGACAAGUCAAACCCGAGCUACCGGUGGAUGGUGCACCACGGCAAGCGCUACCUCGACGCCGACGCCAUCCUCGUCAACUCCUUCGACGCCGUCGAGCCGGACGCCAUCGCGGCGCUACGCGUCCCGGAGCCCGGCCGCCCUCCGGUGUACAACAUCGGUCCCCUCAUCCAGACCAACGCCGCCAGCCCGGCGCCGCGCGCGGCGUGCCUGGACUGGCUGGACCGGCAGCCUCCCAAGUCGGUCAUCUUCGUCUCCUUCGGCUCCGGGGGCUCGCUGCCGAGGGAGCAGAUGCACGAGCUGGCGCUGGGGCUGGAGCUCAGCGGGCAGCGGUUCCUGUGGGUGGUGCGGAGCCCCAGCGACGAGGGGGCGCUCAACGCCAACUACUACGACGCCGAGAGCAAGAAGGACCCGCUGGCCUACCUCCCCGACGGCUUCGUGGAGAGGACAAAGGACGUGGGCCUGCUCGUGCCGUCCUGGGCCCCGCAGAUAAAGGUCCUGGCCCACCAAGCCACGGGAGGCUUCCUGGUGCACUGCGGCUGGAACUCGGUGCUGGAGGGCCUGGUGCACGGCGUACCCAUGGUCGCAUGGCCGCUCUUCGCCGAGCAGCGGCAGAACGCCGUCAUGCUGGCCGACGGGAUCGGGGCCGCCAUACGAAUGCCGGAGACCAAGAAGAAGGACGAGAUCGCCAACACGGUCAGGGAAAUCAUGGUGGGCAAAGGCAAAGGCGCAGAGGUACGAGCCAAGGUGUUGGAGCUGCAGAAGGCGGCGGAGGAAGGUCUCGCCGAGGGAGGAGCCGCCACGGUCGCGCUGGACGAGGUGGUGCGCAGGUGGAUAUAGACGGCGGGGAGAACUAGGUGUCCAUCGGCGCACACUUGUCAAUACUUUCUCAUUGUGUUUUCAUCAUUAUUAUCGUGAGCUGCAACUAUUCAAACCCCACAUUAUUCCAUCAAAACCCACAUAUAUAGACAGCGGCGACAACUAGGCGUCGGUCGGCACACUUGUCAAUAGCUUCUGAUUGUGUUUUCAUCAUCACUGCGAGCCGAAACUGUUCAACCCCCAUAUUUUAUUUGGAA